Messenger RNA from Urocitellus parryii (Arctic ground squirrel), 2007 nucleotides. RefSeq names its product MYC associated transcriptional regulator X (gene Max). Lineage: Eukaryota; Metazoa; Chordata; Mammalia; Rodentia; Sciuridae. Gene Ontology annotation, cellular component: RNA polymerase II transcription regulator complex. Gene Ontology annotation, biological process: positive regulation of transcription by RNA polymerase II. Gene Ontology annotation, molecular function: DNA-binding transcription factor activity; protein dimerization activity. The record is from RefSeq and is a predicted model, not a curated record.
UGCGUGCCGCCGUUGAUCCGGUGCUGCAGUGAGGAGGUGGUUCUCGCCCGUGUUGUGUGUGUGUGUGUGUGUGUGUGAGUGAGAGAGCGAGUGAGUGAGUGAGAGUGUGUGUGGGGGCAUUCGGCUUGUUGUUGUCGGUGACUUCCCCCUCCCCUCCGCCCCUCCCCCUCCCCGUCCCCGCUGCAGUGUCCGCUCCCUGGGCCUUAGGAAAUGAGCGAUAACGAUGACAUCGAGGUGGAGAGCGACGCUGACAAACGGGCUCAUCAUAAUGCACUGGAACGAAAACGCAGGGACCACAUCAAAGACAGCUUUCACAGUUUGCGGGACUCAGUCCCGUCACUCCAAGGAGAGAAGGCAUCCCGGGCCCAAAUCCUAGACAAAGCCACAGAGUAUAUCCAGUAUAUGCGAAGGAAAAACCACACGCACCAGCAAGAUAUCGAUGACCUCAAGCGGCAGAAUGCUCUUCUGGAGCAGCAAGUCCGUGCACUGGAGAAGGCGAGGUCGAGUGCCCAACUGCAGACCAACUACCCCUCCUCAGACAACAGCCUCUACACCAACGCCAAGGGCAGCACCAUCUCUGCCUUCGAUGGGGGCUCUGACUCCAGCUCAGAGUCAGAGCCUGAAGAGCCCCAAAGCAGGAAGAAACUCCGGAUGGAGGCCAGCUAAGCCACACAGGGCAGGCCAGCAAUAAAAACUGUCUGUCUCCUCCGUCGUCUCAUCCUCCUCUCAGUUCAUCAUUAGAACCCUCAGAACCAUUUAAAAGACUCUUUAUUUUUCUUUUUUUUUUUUAAAUUUUUAUUUUUACGUAGAAGCUCUUGGACAACAGCUCUCGUUCUCCUUCCCUAUUUCCACUAUUUUUUUUUUUAAAAUGUAUUCCCUUCAGGGAUUCCCUGUCCCCACCAGACGUUUUUAAACCAAAACACCCCAACUUGGCAGCUUUUUCUGUGGAGGACAGACGGCCGGCCGGACCUCUGAGCACAUGGUGUCCUGCCCACCCCACCAGCUCCUCCAGCCCCAAGGGGCACGUGCCUGGAGGACGCCUGCCCUGCCGGGCCUCUCCUCCCGGUCCCCCUCGCCUUUGUUUGAUAGACUUUGUGAAUCUGUGAACUGCUCUACUUUGAGAAGAUGACCAGUUUGGAGUAAUGAGAAUUACCCCCUCUCCUUCAUAAGGAUUUUUUUUCCUAAAAAGCUAUUUAUCACUCGUUGAAAGACCAGACCUUGAAGAAGUUUGUGGUAUAAAAGGAAAGUGGGGACAGAUUUGCAGAGUUCUUGGCACGUUUCACUCCCGCUUCUCUCAGCCAGCUGUUUAAGCCUGCAGUGCCAGCCUUACGGAGGGCCGAGUGACAUUUGUGGUAUGUAUGGGAGAUGGCAGCAGUGAAGCGGCAGCCACCAGAGAGUGGUAGGGGGUGGUUAUUUGGGGGUGGGACARGGAGGGAUCAUUGGGUGGGGUAGAGGUUUUGURUUGAGGGCCAGUGAUGAUGUUUUGAUAUUUAUUUCYUGCUACUGAAAUUUGAAUCUGAGUGAAUUGUCCCUAUUUCUGAUGAUGUCGGUUAUUGCAAAGCGACAGAUUCAUAAAGUAAUGAUCAACUCUUCCUUUCUUUUCGUGUGUAUUUCUAAGAAAUAGAGCCAACUGAUUUUGUAAUAUAAAUUCCAAGAGCAAUUUACCUGGUACUAAACCCGCACCCCAGUGCGGCCCCUUUCCCCACCCUCACCCCACUUCCUCCUGUUCCGGAACCUGUCUCCAUUGUGUGAUCCAGCCCUGGUUCUGGCUGUGGUCAACAGAUCCCAGUGAAGGGUUUUGUGUGUUUAGGCCUCAUUUCUUUGUCUUUUUCCCACUCUGUUCCUGGCAUUUGCUGAUCUCUGGUGUAUACUCUGUAGUMUCAGUCUGUGUUUGAUUCCAUUCCAUGGAAAUAAAAAGUAUGUUGUACAUACUGCCGAUGAAUUGUCUUGCAAGUUAAGGCUUCCCCCUUUACUAUAAGACUAUAAAUAAAAACUUAUUUUAUCCUU